This is a messenger RNA of Seminavis robusta, 3200 nucleotides long. Lineage: Eukaryota; Bacillariophyta; Bacillariophyceae; Naviculales; Naviculaceae. The record is from the annotation of a GenBank genome assembly.
AUGAAUCUUUAACGAACGACACGAACAUAAUGACACAGCAAAAUGCCGUCAAGGAGAAGCUACGAAUGCUAAUAAAAUCCUGAUUGUGUUGAAGAAAUCAAAUAAAUGUCAUCGACUGUCAUCGUCACUCUCAAGUUCUUCAGUUCUUCGAUCCACUUGCAACGGCCUUUCAACCAUCAUCUGUUUCUCCGAAUUUCUGUUCGGCUUGCCUGCGAGGAGAGGAGUGGAAUAGACUUCGGAUCUGCGGAUCCUCGGGUCGCUCUCUCUCUCUUCUUCUUUAGAAUACCAGUGUGCAGGCCGCUCGCUUCACUCCUUUCUCCACUCCAUCCGACAGACCUACCGGUAGUAGAGACCGCCGAUCCACGCAGCAAGGACUGAUUUGAAAUCCCCAGAUCUCUCCCUGAAAGGACUUGGAUAUUGCCAGCGUCCAGCGUCAGCAGUGCAUCAGGUAGCUUGGUGGACACCGACUGACGCCAUUCGCCAGUACGCCUUCCUCCUUCUUCUUGCGAGUUGUCUUGCUCGUUUUCUACCGACCACCAGCGAUAUCAAAAUGACGAUGCGACGAUUUGUAGGGAAACUCCAACUUUUGCCGCUAGUGGUGUCGGUGCUCUUGCCAUUAGUGCCGGUAGCGAGCGCCACGGAGGGCUUUGAUAUCAUUAGCACAGCACAGAGCGACUCUCCUUCCUCGAGUCCAGCUACAGCAGCUUUAGAAUCGUCCAGUGCGUGGCAGUUUCCAUCCAAUAUAUCCUUACGAGCUGGUGUUUUGGUGGCUCCUCCCUUUGCCACUCAAUCGGAAGAUGGUGAAUUUGGUGGCUUCCAAAUCGAUUUGCUGAGGAGAAUGCAGAUCUUUGCCAAGGAAUACGACAAUGUAAACUUCGAUCUGACCAUGUCAAGGAGCCCUCCUUCCUACCUCAAGGCACUAGAUCUGGUGGCCAGUGAUUGUUUGGAACUUGCUGGCCCUACCACACACACAGUUGAAGAUUGCGACAAAUUCGAUAUUAUCAUUGCCAAUUAUUAUGCCACGGCUGCUCGGCAUUUGCGAGUCCAUCUAUCUCCUCCAGUUUUACGGUCCUCCAUUUCUGCCAUCAAAUAUCUUGACAAGACGGGACCAGAUUACACGACACUCUCCCAAGCCCAAGCUGCCCAAGCACCCAUAUGCCUCAAGGAUGGUGCCUAUUAUGCCACAGUUGUCCGGGAACGAUUCCCUGAUGCGGUGUACUACAGCUGUUCCAAUCAUGAAGAUUGUAUCGAAUCACUCAAAGAAGAAAAGUGUGUUCUGUAUAGUGAUGAUGAACUCCAACUCCUCUAUGUGGCAGCGUGGGAUUCUUCCCUGGAAGUCACUGGUGAACAGUUCAAUACACAGUACAUUGUAUGGGCUUUUUCGAGGGCAUUGCCUCAAACUACACUAAUCAUGCUUGACAAGUGGCUGCGUGAUGCUGUUACCAAUGCCACCACUGAUCAAAUUUACUACAAAUACUUCCAAAAGGCACUCUGCCCCAUUGGGACUGCAGGGGAGCAGUGUGAACUACCUUGUGACCCGGACCAUGGCAAGGCUAACAACAGAGGUGUUUGCAUUUGCAAGUCAAGCAAAUGGACUGGUGAUGACUGUUCCAUUGGGGUCCCCGAAAAUGUCAACUCUCUGUCAACUGGCAUGCUCUGGGCUGCCUAUGUCAUGUUCAUGCUGAAUGUUUUUGCUAUCAGCUUGUGCGCAGCGUGGUUGUACUGGAAACGAUGCACAGCCCAAGUGCAGGUUAGUCAACCUUCAUUCUUGUGCUUGGUACUGGCCGGUUGCUUGAUUAGCAGCAGUACCAUUCUUGCUUUGGCACAAGAAGACACUGGAGAGGGAUCUGUUCCUGCGUGCAUGGCAAUACCAUGGCUGUACAGUGUUGGAUUUUGUGUCACGUUUGGGACACUAUUUGCCAAGAUUCGUCGGGUUUUCCUGAUUUUCCGCAACGCCAUCACCAUGCCAGGUUCCAGCAGUAGUAGAAACUUUGUCAGUUUUCCAGAAACCCUGGCUGUCAUUGGGGCUGUCCUGGCAGUGGACAUUAUCAUUUUGAUUCUCUGGACAGCACUGGAUCCCUUGCAGUGGCAACGAGAAGUCCUCACAGAAGAUGUUUUUGGGGAGCCAUUGGAGAGUAUUGGAUAUUGUACAGCGGAACACUGGGCCAUUUGGGCAGGUCUUAUUGCCGCAUUGCAUGUGCUGCUCAUGGCAGUGGCAUGCUUCAUGUGCUAUGCCGCUCGAAAAAUCCCCACAAGAUUUGCUGAAGGCAAAUACAUUUCCAUAGCAAUGAUAUCAAACCUCCAAAUUUUUGUGGUGGGUGUGCCAAUUCUUGUGAUCAUCGGGGCAGAUCCCCAAACAGGGUUCUUUGUUCGAAGUGUUAUAAUCUGGAUGAAUGACUUUGUGGUUGUCACAUUGAUUUUUGGAAAUUUGAUUUACUCAGUUCACUUCGACGAUGUCACCAAAGAGAACGGGGUUGGUCCAAAUUCUGUAAGGGACGUGGUGGGUAGUGCUAUCCAGGAAUAUCGCUCCAAUGUUCAGAGAAGCACAAAGGAGUCUGGGCUCAUGGAAUCAUCGGAGGUGGCCAGUGACAGGCCGGCGGAAGCCACCCCACAGCCAAAAACACAACAAGCCCCAGUGAUUGAAUCAAUCAAAGAGGACAGCAGCAAAAGUGAUGAAGAGAAAAUAGACAAGGAAGACCAGGCAGCCUUGGCGCCCAUGAAGACCUUUGGCAACAGCAAAACAACUACUGAUCCACUUGGAGAAGACAAGAACUCCUGGGCAAUGAAUACAGUUUCUAUGAUGUUGCCUAGUGAAUGUGAAGACCACCAAGAUGAAAAGGUUGAGGACAAAAAUGUGACACACUCCCAAAAGCCAAUUGAUGUGCUAAAGGAUGACAAAAACUCUUGGGGGACAGGGACACUGUCCAUGAUUGCUGCUGAGGAUAAAACAAAUGUUGUACAGACAAACACCGUCCAAAAACCGGUCGAUGCACUGAAAGACGAGAAGAAUUCAUGGGCAAUGGGUACCCUCUCCAGCGUGGCGGAAGACUAGCUUGCUCCUAGACUUGAGCAGCAAGAGGGUUGCAACAUUCUGAGCAGCCCAAUGUCGUUUGUCUCGGGUCCAUUUUAGGUUGAUGUGUUUGUUCCUUCUUGUGUAUAUAUCGUAUAGCUAUAUAAAGCGAAAGCUACCACUGUUUCUG